Molecule: messenger RNA, 834 nt
Organism: Pararge aegeria (speckled wood butterfly)
Lineage: Eukaryota; Metazoa; Arthropoda; Insecta; Lepidoptera; Nymphalidae
Gene: mRpS18C
Product: 28S ribosomal protein S18c, mitochondrial
Exons: 2
Coding region: 90-506 (138 amino acids)
Biological process (GO): mitochondrial translation
Cellular component (GO): mitochondrial small ribosomal subunit; ribosome
Molecular function (GO): structural constituent of ribosome; small ribosomal subunit rRNA binding
Source: RefSeq, a predicted model, not a curated record
UUGAGGGUGAUUUGAGGUUAUGUUUUCGACGAUUUAAAAAUCAUAACUAUCGAAAAAAUAAUAAUUGUAAAUAGGUAUUCCUACCAAUAAUGGCUUUAUUAAAAACUUUCACAAUACGUAGUGUUUUUUCAGGCACACACAGGGCUAUAAUAUCUUCUCUAAGAUCUUAUUCUUCAACCCCAGUUGUAGCCGAAGAAGAUGAUGCACCAGUGGAAAUAGAAAACCCUUAUAAAAAAGAAAAACCGCAGUGCAUACUUUGCAAGCUGAACAUUACGCCAGACUAUAAAAACUACAGAUUAUUAUCUCAAUUCCAGAGCCCUUACACUGGAAGGAUAUAUGGGAGACACAUAACUGGCUUAUGUAAAGCGAAACAAGCAUUAGUCAAAUCAGAAAUCAGGAAGGCACAGAACUGUGCAUAUUUGCCAUAUUACUAUAAAGACAAGGCAUUCUUGAAAGACCCUAGGCUAUUUGAUCCGGAAAAUCCGAUCAGAUCGCACAGAUUUUAAUUUAAUUAUGAAUUAAAACUUAAAAGCAACAAUUAUUUAAUACAUGUUAUCUAGAGAACAUGUGUUCUAAAUACAAACAGCCUUCUUAUUAAUGCACUUUAAAAUAUUAUGGUUAUGAUUUUUUACUAGGCCAUUUUGUAUUUGCUUCGACCGUUGCUUUCUAAUAGGUAAAAUAAUAGAGUAGAUCUAUGAAAAAUGUUAUUGAAAAGAAAUGUUAGUGGAAUAAGUAGUUUAGUGUUUGUGUAUGUUUAAAUAGAAAAAUCAGCUUAUUUGUUUUUUAUUAGUUCUCUGCAAAUUGUCAUAAAAAUGGGUAAAACAAGAUCUUAUU